Molecule: messenger RNA, 2325 nt
Organism: Drosophila novamexicana
Lineage: Eukaryota; Metazoa; Arthropoda; Insecta; Diptera; Drosophilidae
Gene: Nek2
Product: serine/threonine-protein kinase Nek2
Exons: 1
Coding region: 52-2214 (720 amino acids)
Biological process (GO): protein phosphorylation
Molecular function (GO): protein kinase activity; ATP binding
Source: RefSeq, a predicted model, not a curated record
AGUUUAUGUAAACAACAGUUAUUGCUCCUUUAUUGGAAACAUAGCCUCAGCAUGAGCAGCACCGAGCAGUUAGGCGGCGGGGGCAGUGCCACCGAGUCGCCAGCCCAUAAGAACACAUCAGAGUUUGCCAAGAAAACGCUCCAGGACUACGAGGUGCUGGCCGUGAUGGGCAACGGCGCCUUUGGCACCUGCUACAAGGUAAAGGAUAAAACCACCGGUGUACUAUACGCCUGGAAGGGCAUGAACUACGACGAGCUGGGCGAUGAGAAAUGCGAAUCCCUAAUAUCGGAGAUAAGUGUGCUGCGUCAACUGCAGCAUCCCAACAUAGUGCAGUACUAUCAUCAUCUGGUUAAUCGGGAGGCCAAAUCAAUAUAUAUCGUGAUGGAGUGCUGUGAUGGCGGUGAUCUUGCCCAGCUAAUACAGCGCGCACGGACGCAACGGCAACGCUUCGAGGAGCCGUACAUUUGGCGUGUGCUCUUCCAGCUGUGCCGUGCGCUCCAGGUGUGCCAUAAUAAGAUACCCAGCGGCACCAUACUCCAUCGCGACAUAAAGCCGGCGAACAUAUUUCUGGAUGCCAGCGGCAAUGUUAAGCUGGGUGAUUUUGGUCUGGCGCGCGUUUUACGCCGGGAUCAGAGCUUUGCCGCCAGCUUUGUGGGCACACCGCACUACAUGAGCCCGGAGCUGGUCAAGGGCAGGCAAUACGAUCGCAAGAGUGAUGUCUGGGCGGUCGGUUGUCUCAUCUAUGAGCUCUGCGCAUUGCGUCCGCCAUUUCGGGGACGCGCAUUUGAGCAGCUGUCUGCGAAUAUUGCCCACGGUCAGUUUAGCUGCAUUCCGGCAAUCUACAGCAGCGAUCUGCAGUCCAUCAUUGGCUUCAUGUUGGCCGUGGAUCAUGAGCAGCGUCCGGGCAUUGAGGUAAUCACACGUCAUCCGCUGCUGGUGCGCAAUAUUAACCAGUUGGUUGCCGAGUUUCCACGUCUUGUCGACGCUGGUGAGGAUUUUCAGCUGCCCGGCGUGGGCAAGUUGUUUCCCGAAUCGCCGGAGUUAUCCAGCACAUUGUUCACGGAACAGUAUAGCUUCAAUGAGGGCUAUGGCCAGCGGCGCCUGAGCGUCACUGGCGUCUUUACGCCCGAUCUGCGUAGCGAGCUCUUCUACUCGGCCAAGCGGCGCAUCUUUGGCAGCAAACAGCUGCAGAAAUCGGAUCCAUCGCUCUACGAGAGCAUACGCCGGGAGCCGCCGGCUACGUUGCAGCUGAGUCCGCAACGCGUCACACAGAACAUCUUCGAUGAUGCACUGCAGCAGCGUUUGCAUGCGAUACGAGCACACGAAUCACUGCUGGAUCAGCGAGCCAGCGAGCUGCAAGCGGCCGAGGAGCGGCUCAAAACAAUGGAACGCGAGCUGCGGCUCAAGCUGGAGCAGGCUGAGCAGCUGGCCCAAGCACAGGCACAGGCACUGGCCCAGGCACAGAACAAGUGUCAGUGCCAGUGUCGGCAGCAGGUGCCACCAGUGCCGCCGCGCAAGCCGCUGUCCACGCGCCACGAUGACACCUACUGCAGCAUCGAGCUGAAUGAGACAUCGCCGACGGUGGCCAAAAUGAAUCUGGCCAUGCUGACGGCGCCCAAGCAGCUGCAGAGCAACAACAGCAAUACGCUGCGCCGGGUCACAUUUCAGUCGCCACCCAAAUGCACCAAAUAUUCGCUGGAGCCGGCAACGGGUGCGGCACCAGCUGCGCCGCUGCCUAUGCAAACGAGUGUGUCCAGCAAUGAAUCCGCCGAGAGUCAGGCUUCCAGCACACGUCGCAAGUCCAUAUUGUCUCUGUUUGGACUCAGUCGCGCGGGUAAAGCGCCUGUGAAGCCAUCAGCAGCCGCUAAGCCAGCAGCGCCUGCGCCGGCAGCAUCGGAUCAGCAGCAUCAGCCGCGCCGACCGCCAUUGGCUGCCAAGCUGCCAGUCACACAGCAGCCGCAGCCGCCGCAACAGUUGACCAAUAUGUGGACCAAGGAGCAAAAACGCGCUGCCUUCGAUUUGCUGGCGGCGAUGAAUGCCGCCGAAAAGGAUGCCGCCGGCGUUGGAGCCGCACGUCGUCAGCAGCUGCGGCAAUCUGUGCGGGAGCGCAAUAGCAGCAUGCAGCGCAAUCGGAUGCGACGUUCGCUCGUCCUGUCCACUGGCGUACAGCAGAAGCCGCUGUUGAUGGCCUCCCGCGAACAGAUGUUAAUUUGAUAUUCCCAUUAAGAGAUUGCGAAGAGUUUUUGAGGGGGCGCUCAAAGUGGCCCGCCUUGUGAUGUGAAUAAGUUCCGAAAACUAUUUUUUAAAUCCUUUUUUUUUAAAUCG